AUGGCUGAGCAGAAGUCAUCGUACCUUCGUACCAACGAUCCCUUGACUCCCCCGCGACGGGUUUCUCAACAAAGCGUCCGAUUUGCAGACGCCGACCAAUAUGCUCCUCUGAUUCCCAGCCGACUGCGGGAGACCACACUUCUCUCCCCGGAGGACAAGAUGGCAAGAUCGAAGUCAGAUGAAGAUACAAGUGAAGAGGAAAAUCCGCGCCUUCCUCCGCCGAGUUUGACCGCCGGCGAAAAUACACCUCUCAUCGCUGAGCCUGAGCCUCUCGUGAAUGAGGAAGGGGCCGAUGUCCAAGCAGAAUUACAAGAACCUUCGAGAAAGUCGCUUAAUGAGCGGGAUGCCUUGCUGGGAAAUUAUCACCACAGUCGUAUUUGCGGUCUCAGAGACUGCAACCACGGAACUUUCUCUCCAAGGGCUCCUUCGAUCGACAGUGACGGGAGCGCCAACCUCUCCUUUGGUGGUCGAUACGCUGGCGAGAUUGCCGAGGACGGCAGCUCACAGGAUCAAGUUCGGGGCAUCCUGAGCGAGGUUGUUUCCGACACUCUCGCACCAAGCAAAAGUCUUAGCACAACCAGAUGGCUGGCCGAAAGACAUGGCAUUAAGAGUCACCGGUUCAUGUACUUUUCCUACUAUUUUCCUUUCGUCAAGUGGAUCAGCCAGUACCGAUUGAGUUGGUUUCAGGGGGAUUUGAUCGCGGCUAUCACUGUAGCGUCCGUUUACAUCCCGAUGUCGCUCUCAUACGCUGCGAACCUUGCUCAUGUACCCCCCAUUAAUGGGCUUUAUUCCUUUGUCUUCAGCCCCCUGAUCUAUGCAUUGCUGGGUACUUGCAUGCAGAUGGUUGUUGGACCUGAAGCAGCGGGGUCAUUACUGGUUGGCCAGGUGGUCAAGACAUGCAUUGAGAGGGGGGAGUCUCAAGAUGAUGAUUCUAAGCUCAACGCCGAAAUCGGUGGCGUGGCAACUGCCAUAGCUGGAGCUAUUAUCUUCAGCGCUGGCUUGGCUCGACUUGGAUUUCUCGACAGUGUCCUCAGCCGACCCUUUCUUCGAGGCUUUAUCAGCGCCAUCGGAUUCGUCAUUAUUGUCGACCAAUUGAUUCCCGAGCUGGGUCUCGCCGAAAUUGCUAAGCAAAUGGAUGGCGUCUCGCACGGAAGCUGUGCUCAAAAGCUGGUAUUCCUGGCUAGGAACAUAGGGAACACUCACGCUUUGACAGCCGCUGUUUCUUUUGGAGCUUUUGCCGUCAUUAUGGUUUUCAGAUAUCUCAAGCAGACUCUGCAGCCAAGGCAUCACUGGAUGGCAUACUUCCCCGACCGCUUCAUCGUCGUCACUCUCUCGGCGGUUCUGACUUGGGCCUAUGCCUGGGACAAGCAGGGUCUCGAUGUCCUAGGUGAAGUCAAAUCGUCGGGUGGAACAGCCAUCCCAUUCCACUGGCCCUUCCAGUUUCGGCACAUGAAACAUAUCGACACCGCAUUGAGCACGUCUUUCUUGAUUGCAUUACUAGGGUUUUUUGAAUCUUCGGUCGCCGCAAAAAGCCUAGGAGAAGGGCGUCAAGUGAAGCACAUGACGCUAAGCGCCAACCGAGAAAUGAUUGCCUUGGGCGCUGCCAACAUUGUAGGUGGUGUCUUCAUGGCGCUGCCUGCGUUCGGGGGUUAUGGAAGAAGCAAAGUGAACGCUUCGACCGGAGGCACCACGCCGAUGAGUAGCAUUUUCCUCAGUUUCAUCACCUUGAUGUGUGUCCUGUUUGCGGUUCCCUAUUUCUACUACCUGCCUAAGGGCGUCCUUUCAGCCAUGAUCUCGGUCGUUGCGUAUUCCCUGAUCGAAGAAUGUCCUCACGACAUCAAAUUUUUCUUCAAGAUCAGAGGCUGGACAGAGUUGUCGCUGAUGACAAUUAUCUUUGUGGCUACGGUGUUCUAUUCGUUGUCGGUCGGAAUGGCACUCGGCAUCGGCCUGUCCCUGCUGGCAUUGAUCCGUCACGCAACAAAGCCUAGGAUACAGAUCCUCGGCAAAGUGCCUGGGACCUCGAAUCAAUUCGAAAAUGCGGAACUUACACCAGAGAAUAUUGAGUAUAUUGAAGGUUGUCUGAUCGUCAAGAUCCCCGAACCGCUCACCUUCGCAAACACCGGAGAGUUGAAAAAUCGUCUGAGGCGGUUGGAGCAGUACGGCACUACCGCUGCUCAUCCGUCUCUACCACGAGUGCGCCACGAGGAUAACAACCGCAAUAUCAUAUUUGAUGUGCACGGCGUCACCACGAUCGAUGGAUCUGGAACCCAAGUGUUUGCUGAAAUCGUGGAAGAUUACGUGAAGCGCGGUAUUCGUGUUAUCAUCUGCAGGUUACCCCAAAGACGCAGUCAAGUUUACAAAAGCUUUGAGAGAAGCGGCAUUGUCGACAUGGUUGGCGGGACGAGACACUUUGUGGGUAGUGUUGAGGAAGCAUUAAGGCUGAGCGAGGCAGAGGAUCUGGAGGAGUACUUUGAAGACAGGUUGAAUGGACAUCACGAGCAUCAGCAUUAG
This is a messenger RNA of Cladophialophora psammophila CBS 110553, 2511 nucleotides long. RefSeq lists its product as uncharacterized. Lineage: Eukaryota; Fungi; Ascomycota; Eurotiomycetes; Chaetothyriales; Herpotrichiellaceae. The transcript has 2 exons. The coding region runs from base 1 to 2511 and encodes 836 amino acids. Gene Ontology annotation, molecular function: sulfate transmembrane transporter activity. The record is from RefSeq and is a predicted model, not a curated record. Gene Ontology annotation, biological process: transmembrane transport. Gene Ontology annotation, cellular component: membrane.